Labrus mixtus (cuckoo wrasse) is the source of this 3904-nucleotide messenger RNA. RefSeq names its product VPS18 core subunit of CORVET and HOPS complexes (gene vps18). Gene Ontology annotation, molecular function: protein-macromolecule adaptor activity. The transcript has 9 exons. NCBI's taxonomy places the organism in Eukaryota, Metazoa, Chordata, Actinopteri, Labriformes, Labridae. Gene Ontology annotation, biological process: organelle fusion; intracellular protein transport; endosome organization. Gene Ontology annotation, cellular component: HOPS complex; endosome. Bases 314 to 3262 code for a protein of 982 amino acids. The record is from RefSeq and is a predicted model, not a curated record.
GUCACCUGAUUCUCCGGGUCCACCCUGUGUUGUGUAGUCGGCAGCUAGGCUAGUUGUUGUAGUUAUAGCAUGAAUGGUUGCAGUAUAAUAUAAUCACAUGUUAGCUAUUCGUGUAUUUCGCUAUUUGCUUCUCAGUUAAGGUAAAAGAGUCGAGAGGAAGUUCCUCUUGUACGCCCUGUACGGCUGGCGGUGGUGAAACCUGGGUAGCUGUUUAGCCAUGUCCCUUUAGGAUAACUACGUCGUUAGUCUGUUUUUAUCUGUUCAUUACUCCUUUACGGAUAGCGUGUUAAGGCAAAACAAGGUCAGUUCAACAAUGGCUUCAAUUCUUGACGAGUAUGAGGACUCGCAAAACACCAGGCAAAGUGCGCAGCAGCGUAGCCGCUUGUCUUCUGCAAACAUCGGCUUAACUCAUUCAGGUUUUGUAAAUGUGAGACUGGAGGAAGAGAAGCCGAUAUUCAACAAGCAGAGGAUCGAUUUCACCCCCCCUGAGAAGAUAAACCAUCUCGCAGUCUGCAACAAUCAGCUGUGCAUGAGUCUGGGAAAGGACACUCUGCUGAGGAUUGACUUGGCCAAGCCUGAUCAGCCCAAUCAGACUGACUUAGGAAGGAAAGAUGAAAGCAAAGUGCACAAACUGUUCCUGGACCCCACUGGCUCCCAUCUGCUGAUCAGCUUGAGCACCAGCGAGUGUCUGUACCUCAACAGGAACACCCAGAAAGUGCGCAGUCUGUCCCGCUGGAGAGGCCACCUCAUCGAAAGCAUCGGCUGGAACAAGCUGCUGGGAAACGAGACCAACACAGGACCCAUUCUGGUUGGCACCAGCCAGGGCAUCAUCUUUGAGGCGGAGAUCUCUACAACUGAGGGCAGCCUUUUCAACACCAAUCCAGAUCAGUUCUUCAGACAGGUCCACUCCCUGGAGGAGGAUGGGAAACCUGCACCAGUCUGCUGCCUGGAGGUGGAGCGGGGCCUGGAGAACAAGUACUUCAUCAUUGCCACCACCCGCAAACGCCUGUUCCAGUUCGUGGGGAAGGUGGCUGAGGGGUCCGAGCAGCAGGGCUUCAGCUCCAUCUUCAGCCAGAACCAGGACCUCCUGCCCAGUUUCCAGGAAUUCCCCGCCAACAUGGGCUACAGUGAGAUCACCUUCUACACAUCGAAACUCAGAAACUCCCCCAAGGCUUUUGCCUGGAUGAUGGGAAAUGGAGUUCUUUAUGGUCAGCUGGACUAUGUCAGGCCUGAUUCCCUGUUGAGUGAUGUGCAGGUAUGGGAGUACACCCCGGACAUUGAUCUAAGUGUCAACAAGCCCAUCUCCAUUGUGCUGACUCAGUUCCACUUCCUGCUGCUGCUCCAUGACAGAGUAAAGGCCAUCUGCACCCUGAAUGGACAGGUGGUUUAUGAGGAUGUGUUCCCAGAUAAAUUUGGCACCCUUAAGAGAAUGAUCAAAGACCCAAUUGGCGGCUUGGUGUGGAUUUACACCGAGCGGGCGGUUUUCAGGUACCACGUCCAGCGCGAGGCCAGGGACGUGUGGCAGAUGUACAUGAGCAUGAGUAAAUUUGAUCUGGCUAAGGAGUACUGCAGAGACCGGCCUGAGUGCAUGGACAUGGUGCUGGCCAAGGAGGCAGAGCACUGCUUCCAAAACAAACGUUACAUUGAGAGCGCUAAAUGCUACGCACUGACUCAGAACUACUUUGAGGAGAUCGCGCUCAAGUUUAUCGAAGCCAAACAAGAAGAAGCCCUGAAGGAGUUCUUGCUGAAGAAGCUGAAUAAUUUGAAACAGGGUGAGAGAACGCAGAUCACCCUGCUGGUCACCUGGCUUGCCGAGCUCUACCUGAACCGACUCGGCCAGCUGGAGAGCGACGGCAACAGCCUCGUUUUCCAGGAGACCCGCGAGGAAUUUCGCAACUUCCUGAGCAACUCCAAGCACAAAGAGUGCCUGUACAACAACCGCAGCACCAUCUACGACCUGCUAGCCAGCCACGGCAAUGUUGAUGACAUGGUUUACUUCUCAGUUGUUAUGCAGGAUUACGAGAGAGUAAUAUCCCACUACUGCCAACACGACGACUACAGUGCCGCUCUGGAGGUCCUCUCUAAGCAUUGUGAUCAAAAGCUUUUCUACAAGUUCUCCCCGGUCCUCAUGCAGCACAUUCCCAAAAAAGUGGUGGAUGCAUGGAUUCAAAUGGGCAAGCGACUGGACCCAAAGAAGCUAAUCCCGGCUCUGAUGAACUACAGCCAGAUGGGAAGCACCCAGCAGAUUAACGAAACCAUCCGCUACAUGGAGUUCUGUGUGUACGAGCUGACAGUGACAGAGGAGGCCAUACACAACUACCUGCUGUCUCUUUAUGCCAAGUAUAAGUCAGACUCUUUGCUCUGGUAUCUGGAGCAGGCAGGAACACAUGCCUCAGAGAUCCACUAUGACCUGAAGUAUGCCCUCAGACUGUGUGCAGAACAUGGCUACCUCCGGGCCUGUGUCCUGGUUUAUAGAAUUAUGGAGCUGUACGAGGAGGCGGUGGAUCUUGCUUUACAAGUGGAUGUAGACUUGGCCAAGUCCUGUGCAGACCUGCCUGAGGACGAUGAGGAGCUGAGGAAAAAGCUUUGGCUUAAAAUUGCUCGGCAUGUGGUGCAGGAGGAGAAAGAUGUGAAGAAAGCCAUGAACUGUCUGUCCAGCUGCAAUCUGCUCAAAAUUGAAGACAUCCUGCCCUUCUUCCCAGACUUUGUCACCAUAGACCAUUUUAAGGAGGCUAUCUGCAGCUCCCUGGAGGAGUACAAUCAGCACAUCGAGGAGCUGAAGCAGGAAAUGGAGGAGGCCACAGAAAGCGCUAAACGUAUUAGAGAAGACAUUCAGGAAAUGAGGAACAAAUAUGGUGUUGUGGAUUCCCAAGAAAAGUGUGCUGCUUGUGACUUCCCAUUACUCAACAGGCCCUUCUAUCUAUUCCUGUGUGGCCAUAUGUUCCACUAUGACUGCCUCUUCCAGGAAGUGACCCCUCAUCUGUCGGUUUAUAAGCAAAGUCGUCUGGAAGACCUGCAGAAAAAGCUGGCUUCAACCACACAAUCCUCCAAGUCACGCCUCCGCACAGUGACGAAGGACGAAGGAGACACCUCCAGUCUUGGAAAAGGCAAUGCAGGCACAAGCCGUGAGCAGAUCAAAUCUGACAUCGAUGACAUCAUUGCGUCAGAAUGCGUUUACUGCGGCGAUCUGAUGAUCAAGACCAUCGACAAACCUUUUAUUGAUCCACAGAAGUUUGAGGAGGAGAAAUCCAGCUGGUUAUGAAUUAGACCUCCUCAACUUUUAUUGUGAAAAGACAAGACAGCCCAUCAUUUAUACGUCAAAGAAACUGCAUCAUCAGUAGUACUGACUAGUUCAGUGGAAACAGACUUAACCUGAUUGCCUGUUGGAAGUGCCUACUGCAGAAACCUGCAUCAGCUUCAGUUGUAUACACUUUUUUUGCUGGCAGUAUUUGAGGCUCAUUUAAAGACCUUUGCACUUUGUACAGGAAUGUGAAGUAGACAGUUGGAAUUAUUGGCAAUGGUACAAGAUGGUCGGGGGGGUGUAAAGAAUAGCAAGGGUUGUACAGUGUGUACAAUGUGCUGGAUCCUCUAAUUAAUAUGGCAGAAAAGGAUUUGAAAGCUGUAAUCGGAUAUAACUGCACCAAACAACAAUUAACUCAUUAGGUCAUGCACUUAUUUUGUCUUUUGGAAACAUAACCUGCACUUAGACCAUUUCUGUGAUUUCUUUGCUCAGUUCAUCUGCUCUUUUGUGUAGCUCUGUGUUCAUCUUCCAGUGAAUAAGGGGCAAAUAAGGAACUGCAUUUAUUCAUCCAUUCAAAAUUCAACUGUGGCCAAUUAAGGCUUGUCAGUAUUGAUCGACUGUUUAUUCUGGUUGUUUGAAGUGUAAUAAAUAUCUCACAAAUGA